UUCCUUCCGGGACUUUCUCCUAAAAAGCAGAAAGCAUGCUAGUUAUGAUAGCAACUUAAAGAUUGAGAUUUGCAAAUGUGCGCGUUUUAGCUGAAUUUGUUUGAGACCCAGUCAGCGUGUACUCUGAAAUGACUUAAGGAAAAGGUGGCUGUACGCUAGCUUAUUGGGGGAACUUAAAGAAUCCGCAGAAGAUGAUAGAACCAGAGCUACUGACCGAAGUCCCUGCAGCACUGAAGCGGCUAGCCAAGCAGGUUGUAAGGGGUUUCUAUGGAGUGGAGCAUGCCUUGGCCCUGGAUGUGCUGAUCCGUAAUCCAUGUGUCCGUGAGGAGGACAUGCUGGAGCUGCUCAAGUUUGACCGUAAACAGCUGCGCUCAGUACUCAACACCUUGAAGGCAGACAAGUUUGUCAAGUGCCGCAUGAGGGUGGAGACAGCCCCUGAUGGCAAGACAACACGACACAACUACUACUUCAUCAACUACAGGGUACUGGUCAAUGUGGUCAAGUAUAAAUUGGAUCACAUGCGACGACGCAUUGAGACAGAUGAGCGAGACUCGACCAACCGUGCUUCCUUCCGGUGCCCUUGCUGCUUCUCCACCUUCACUGACCUAGAAGCCAACCAGCUGUUUGACCCUAUGACAGGUACAUUUCGCUGCACCUUCUGCCAGACGGAGGUAGAAGAGGACGAGUCUGUCUGUCCUGAUGCCAGGACGCUGGUGGCACGCUUCAAUGAGCAGAUCGAACCCAUCUAUGCGCUGCUACGUGAGACCGAAGAUGUCAACUUGUCCCAUGACCUGCUUGAACCCGAGCCUGCUGAGAUCCCUGCUCUCAAACAGAGCCGUGAACGUGCUGCAGCAUCUGCAAACUCUGCAAUCGGCCCACACCGUGAAGCCUGGUCUAAUAAAGGCUCAUCCUACGCUGACCUGUACACCCAGAAUGUGGUUAUCAGCAUGGAGGAGCAGGAGGACCAACAGAAGCAGGCCAAUGAGGGCAAGGCACCUAAGGAGAGGCCCGUCUGGUUGACCCAGAGCACUGUGCAGGGUGCUUACAGCGAGCCUGACAUCCUCAAGAACCGUGGAGACAUUUUACCUGAAGUCCAGGAUGGAGCAGCUGGUCAAGGAAUUGGUCAGGCUGAUGAAAAUGAGGAGGUGAUGCGCGCUCUGCUCAUCCAUGAGAAGAGGGGUGCGGCAGGAGCAGGCGCAGGCGGAGCAAGUGCUGCUGCCAGGGGACUCGCCUCGGCCACAGCUAAUGCCAGCGACUCAGAGAGCGACACUAGCGAAUCGGAUGACGACUUUCCCUUAGGUCCUCCCCCUGCUGCGGCUGCUCAGCAUCGGGCUGACGAAGAAGAGGAAGAGGACGAUGAUGAGUUUGAGGAGGUGGGGGAUGAGCCAGUGGUGAUGGUGGGAGGUCGGCCAUUCUCAUACCGAGAGGUGAGCCAGAGGCCAGAGCUGGUGGAGCAGAUGUCUGCACAGGAAAAAGAGGCCUACAUUGAAAUGGGACAAAACCUAUUCCAGGACAUGUACUUCUGAAUACACACAUACACUUACAUCUAUACACUAUUUCCUGAAUAUAUACUUCUGCUGUUUCACACUGUCAGUGGUGUUAUCAGAGGAAGUGUUUAAGGACACAACGUAUCAAGAGGAAACAAGAUGCUGCUCAACAAGUAUUGACAGUCAGCUUCGUGCCCCUGCAUUGUAAGGACAAAGAACAUGCUUUGACAGUGUUGCCUAAGUGAUCACACUUGAAGUAUUCUGUCUGAAGUAUUUUUGAAACCAAAAGGGAGCUGGUUAGCUGCAGUUGGUGCACAAAGUGUCAAUUAGUUUUUUUGUUGGUCUGUUUUUUUUUUUAAUUUUUUUUAAUACAAUUUCAGCUGUAAGUUUAACAGGAUGUCUAUGCCAGUCACAUUUCUUGCAGUGUUUUUCGGUUUGGUUGUCCAUCUGGAAGCGACUCAAACAUAUUUUUUAUGCUUUACGUUUUCCAUUUUCACGUGUAUCGGGCUGCGAGGACUGCCGAAAGAAGUCUGAGUGCAAAGCAGAACUGUGGCUGAAGCAGCUACUGCUGACAUGCUGCUUUCAUUACACUGCUGGUGUAGACAAGGUGAUGGCCGUAUAUUUUGUUUUUAUGAAGCAUGUCAACAGACUGGAUUUAAAAGCUCGUCUCAGGCAAAUGUUGAAUAUAAGAGACAAAGGAUAUGGGUAAAUUGUUGUGGUUAACAGUGAAACGGUUAUUAUUUAGAGCAAUCUGUAAUGAAAAACACUGCAGCACAGGGAUAUGGAUCAAAUUGUAAUGAAUGUGUUAACAUAGAGUGAAGUCAGAUUAUAAUUGGAGGAAGAAUUAAAACCUUGUGGGCAGACAUUUAGACUCAGAAUAUAAGUGUGAGAAUAUCUCUUGUCAGACAGUGAACUGAUUCUAGUGAGAGUGCAACAUUAUGUCCCAACACGGUUUACUGGUGAACCUCAUACUCCACACUAUGCUUAUGUGUCUGGGUAUGACUUCGUCCUACAACCUGUUUCCAUGUUAAGACCUGUUGUGUUUGCUAAAAAGGCAGAUUUGUGACCAUUUGAAAUGAUCAUUAAUAUUCAGAAGAUAUGAAACUAUGAUGGAACAAGGUGUGGAUAAAAUUUUGAAUUCAGCUUCUGAUGAUGUUUUUUUUUUUAAUUUGUAUUCACUUUGUACAAAUAAACCUUUUUCUUUUA
Seriola aureovittata is the source of this 2693-nucleotide messenger RNA. RefSeq names its product general transcription factor IIE, polypeptide 1, alpha (gene gtf2e1). The transcript is spliced from 6 exons. The record is from RefSeq and is a predicted model, not a curated record. Gene Ontology annotation, biological process: transcription open complex formation at RNA polymerase II promoter; transcription initiation at RNA polymerase II promoter. The coding region runs from base 192 to 1526 and encodes 444 amino acids. Gene Ontology annotation, cellular component: transcription factor TFIIE complex. Lineage: Eukaryota; Metazoa; Chordata; Actinopteri; Carangiformes; Carangidae.